AUGGUUGCUAAACAUGCUCUAAACGUGCUUGCUUUGGCACCCAACUUUUCUCCCAAGCUGACUUUGUCAGAAGUCACUAGAUUCACACCAAGCCAUAAACCUCCAAAGUCAAGUCUAGUUUCACCUGUAACUAUUGCGCAGAGUUUGGGAAAAUCAACAGUAAAUAACACAACAAAAAAAAUGGCAAAGUCACUAGAUACAUUUUUACAUAAGCCACCAAAGACAAUGGGAUUGACUGUUACCCCAACAACAAAGGAAGCCUCUUCCCUCAGACAAGUGUACAGCUGCUCCAAUUCUUUGCAAAGAAUACAGGUCACUAGAGGAAAGGCAGAUUUGACCCACACUGUAACAGCACCACUGACAAAGAGAGGGACCAAAGCAGUCAGAGCUUUAAACCACAUAGCAGGUGGAAUAUAGAUUCAAAUAAGACCAGCAGGAGAUAAGAAAAGGGCUCAGACAAAAAGCAAUAACCCUCCUAAAACCUGUUUCAAAAUUAUUGAUGAUAUUCCAGCUCAUCCUGCCCCUUUUGCUCACUGGUUUGUUUCGCUGAAGUCCAGCCCUCCUCCCUGUGAUAUCUUCAGUAUCCCCACCAGAUCAUUUCUUGGCCGAUUUGGCAAGGUGCACAAGUGUAUCGAAAAUAAGACAGGGAUGAGUCUCGCUGCUAAGAUCAUCUAUACACGAAAUGCCAGAGAAAGGUGGUUGUCUACCCAGUGUCUCAAACACCCUUGGCACAGCAACAUCUUUGAGAAGGCAAAGGGCGCCAAUAUUGUGCUCAAAUCACAGGUUUUCCUCAAGAAGUACAUGGCCAGGCGAUGGAAUGGAAAUCAUGAAUAUGCAUAUGGUAUGUCAAAACCUACUAAAAAUGAUUUAGCCAUUGUUGCGGCCAUGAGGUUUAAGAAGAUCGGAAGUUCAGGUUCCCUGACCUCGACUGGAAUCUGA
Molecule: messenger RNA, 939 nt
Organism: Xyrauchen texanus (razorback sucker)
Lineage: Eukaryota; Metazoa; Chordata; Actinopteri; Cypriniformes; Catostomidae
Gene: mylk2
Product: myosin light chain kinase 2
Source: RefSeq, a predicted model, not a curated record